CAUCCAUCCACCUCUGGAGUCUUGAUAAGUGCACCCAUCUCAUCUCAUCUCCUACUAGGCCAAAGCCAAACCAACCCAAACCCAAAAGGCCAAAAGCCAAUCAAGGCAACAAUGCGCAAAUAUGCAAAGUGUAAAAACUGCACCACCAAUCUACUCCUAUUGUGCUUACUGGUUCCCAUAAAUAAAUGCCAUCCAUGAGGCAUAAAAGGCCAACCAAAACCAAGGAACCAACACCCCAAAGCCCCCCUCCUUUAAUUUGCACCCUCCCCAAAUCUCCAUUGCUCCCUCUCUCUCUCUCUCUCUCUCUCUCUCCUCCUUCUCCCCUUCUCUCUCUCUUUCUCUCUCAUCCAUCCAUGAGGAUCAGGAGGCGGCCUCAGUCCCUGCAGGCUCUCUCCUCCCUGCAUCCCUCCUCAGAUCCAUCCACUGCUCCCCAGCCUCCACCAAGAAACCAUGGACGUUACUGGCUCUCGGUAGACAAGGUGGAUGAGGAGGAGAAGAAGUCGGAGCGGUUGCACUUGCACCCAAAUGCGGAUCUUGCCGACGACGACUCGUCGGCGGCGAUGCGCGCGGCCGCGGCAUUGCCGUUGUUCCCGCAGGACAAUGCGGUUGUGGAAUGCAGCAAGAUCAGGCCCCGUGGUGGUGCACAGCAGGGAGCAGCAGAUGGUCACAGGAGCCUAGAGAAUGGCCAUUACAGCAAGCCUGAUCCGGCGAUCAGGAGUACUACAGGAGAGCGUCUCGUCAACGGCGUCGUCCGGGCAAUGCCAGUGGCCGCGAACGCGAAGGAAGAGACCAAGAACGACGGCGGCGGCGGCGGCGGAGCCAAGAAGCGGCGUGGCCCGGCGGUGCUGAUGGAGGGGUCACGUUGCAGCCGCGUGAACGGGCGCGGGUGGCGCUGCAGCCAGCCGACGCUGGUCGGCUACUCCCUCUGCGAGCACCACCUCGGCAAGGGCCGGAUGCGGAGCGUCACCGGCGGCCGCGGCGGCGCCGGCCAGCUCGGCCGCACCGAGCCGAGGAAGAACACCGCCGCCGCCGCUGUCGCCGCGGCGCCCAAGGCGGCGGCGGCGGUGGCUGAGCCGCCGGUCGUGCGGCCAUGCUAGACGACGCGAGAUCGAUCGAUCGGUUCAACUGCAAGAUUCUUUUGUUCUAUGGUGAUGGUGGUGCAUAUCAGGUGGUGGUGGUGGUGAAUCAUGAAUGUGAAUUCCAUGUUCCGUUUUCUGUGAAUUGCAAAUUCCAUGGCGUCUUCGUGGAAGAACUGGAAGAUCACACUGCAGAUGAUCUGCUCUUGACCAGAAUUUCCCGUGAUAGAUUCCAUUGAUCCC
Molecule: messenger RNA, 1319 nt
Organism: Oryza sativa Japonica Group (Japanese rice)
Lineage: Eukaryota; Viridiplantae; Streptophyta; Magnoliopsida; Poales; Poaceae
Source: RefSeq, a predicted model, not a curated record